UGACAACUUGAAGGAAGACGUCACCAAUAAGUUUCAAGACAAAAACAAUGGCACAGACUCUGCUUCUGGUGGACACAGACUGUGGAAUUGAUGAUGCGCAAGCAAUUAUGAUGGCCCUCGCUGCACCAAGGGUACAAAUCUUGGGAAUCACCUGCUGCUUUGGGAACACAUCCGUAGAGAAUGUUUGUAGAAAUACUUUGGAGGUCCUCAAAGUGUGCAACAAGCUUGAGAUCCCAGUUUUUUGCGGUGCAGCUUCAUCACUGAUUGGGGGACCCUGCCUUAGCUGUGACCACUUCGGCAAAGAUGGACUGGGUGAUGUACUGCUUAAUAGCAACGAGCAGACAGAACAGUUGCAGGCAGAGCCAGCAGUCAGUGCCAUGAUCAGACUUGCAUCUGAAUACCAGGGGCAGGUCUCAAUUGUUGCCAUUGGUCCAUUAACCAACUUGGCUCUGGCAGUACGAAUGGAUCCAACGUUUCCUCAGAAGCUAAAAAAUCUUUAUAUUAUGGGAGGAAACAUGCAAGGUCAAGGAAACAAGACAGCGUGUGGAGAAUUUAAUUUUGUCAUGGACCCAGAAGCAGCACAUGUUGUCCUUAAUGAAUUUUCUUGCCCUACCUACAUUGCCACAUGGGAAUUUACUUGUCAGAACAAACUUCCAUGGGAAUUCUUUGACAAAUGGGUGAACCAAGGUACUGAAAAGGCAGAUUUCAUGAAGAAAAUAACUUCAUCCUGCAGAGCAUAUUUUAGAGAGGUCACCUCCAGAAAAGAUCUCCUUUUCGGAAAUGGAUUUGUUCCCUAUGAUUCAUUUGCCAUGGCUGCUGCUAUAAAUAAUAGUGCAAUAGUUGAAAUGUCUGAAUGUGCUGCCAGAGUAGAACUGAGUGGGCAUUUAACCCGAGGGAUGAUGGCAGUGGAUCCAAUGAAUGAGCUAAACACGACUCGCAAGAUAUUUGUAAUGAAGAAGUGCAACAUGACCAUAAUCAAAGAGCUGCUCUGGAUGGCACUAAACUAGCAGCACAUAUAAGCUAUGGAAAAUGUCAGCUUUGCUGUCUAUUGUAUUGAUUACUGUGUGAAUAUCAGAAUGAUCUCAAUCAGGGCUUGGAAACUUAAUACAGUAGUAUAAAAAAAUAUUUUCAUCAAAUCAUUUUACAGCAAUAAAAAUUUUGCCAUAAUUGUAU
Polypterus senegalus (gray bichir) is the source of this 1173-nucleotide messenger RNA. RefSeq lists its product as uncharacterized. The transcript is spliced from 6 exons. The coding region runs from base 48 to 1007 and encodes 319 amino acids. The record is from RefSeq and is a predicted model, not a curated record. Lineage: Eukaryota; Metazoa; Chordata; Cladistia; Polypteriformes; Polypteridae. Gene Ontology annotation, molecular function: hydrolase activity, hydrolyzing N-glycosyl compounds.